Messenger RNA from Aspergillus calidoustus, 1170 nucleotides. The record is from the annotation of a GenBank genome assembly. Lineage: Eukaryota; Fungi; Ascomycota; Eurotiomycetes; Eurotiales; Aspergillaceae.
AUGGCAUUCGCCUCCUUCGCCUCCUUCAUAGACGCAAUGAAGUCACUGGACUCCCCAAACCCGCUAACAAUCUACCGGGCACACCGGAACCCGUUCCACAUCGUUCUUCUCUUCAUCUACUACCUCAUUCUCCCCGUGAUCUGGAUAGUCCGCGCGAUCCGGGGCGUGGCAAUACGCCACUCAUACCUCAGUGCAAAGCCUCGAAUCGAGACGGCCUUCCCGCUCCAGCCAAAGACAAGCGCAAAUACCAGAGACGAUCUCCCGCCUCCGCUGGCCCCGCGGAAACGAUCACUAACUCUGCCCCUGCCGGAUGAAAAGGCGCACGGGCACAGGCACAGGCACAGGACGAGUAAACAGGCCACGUUCUUGCAACACCACUCGCCGUUGUUUGUCAAGUUCCCGCCGGAGGUACGGCGGAUGGUGUAUCUGCAGGUUAUCCUCCUGCCUGGGCGAGGGGAAUUGUGCGUGUCGCAUGCUGAGAGGCGUCUGUAUGGCUUUCCUGCCAUGGAAAGGGACGAGGAGAACCCGGAUCUCCUGGGGUACCCGCACUCCGCCUGGGUUGGGCUGGACUAUGCGGGGCGUCUUGUCGGGUCGAUUCGCACGGUGAGGAAUAGCCGGCCGUCCAAGGAUCUGUUGGGAUCGGGAUCAAGAUCGAGGUCGGAGUAUACUGAGAAUAGUCGCCCCGACAGGUUGCGGGUGUUGGGGCUGCUCACCUCGUGCAGACGGAUCUACUCCGAGACUAUUGACCUUCUCUACCAAAAGACAUCGUUCAACGUCCGUUGCUCAAGCACGAUGGUCAGCCUGCAAGCGACAACCCUGCCUCAUCGGUUCCAGGCAAUCCGGUACCUGCACAUCGAGAAAGUCCUCGGCGUCUCUGGGGCGCUCGAAAAUGUCUUUACGGUCCAUCACCUCGGAGACUGGAAGAGGGCUUGCGCUGCGAUUGGCGCAAUUCCCGACUUGCGCAAGUUGCGAGUCUCGUUUAGUCGCACGCACUACGAACCACGUCAAUCUGCGCUGCUCGCAUACAUGGAUCCAUUGGUGCAGUUAAAGGCUGGUGAGUUUGUUGUCCGCUUUAACUGGCCUGCCAAUGCGAUUGUCGAUCCGAUACUCGACAAGUGGCAGAGGAAAUUCCCAUUCGAGGUAGAUGUACAUCCAGGUCCGCCAGAGUGA